This is a messenger RNA of Hippoglossus stenolepis (Pacific halibut), 2062 nucleotides long. It is a transcript of the gene slc2a11b, whose product is annotated as solute carrier family 2 member 11b. Bases 458 to 1993 code for a protein of 511 amino acids. NCBI's taxonomy places the organism in Eukaryota, Metazoa, Chordata, Actinopteri, Pleuronectiformes, Pleuronectidae. The transcript has 14 exons. Gene Ontology annotation, cellular component: membrane. The record is from RefSeq and is a predicted model, not a curated record. Gene Ontology annotation, biological process: monosaccharide transmembrane transport. Gene Ontology annotation, molecular function: hexose transmembrane transporter activity.
GGUUUAUUCACACAACAUUUCACGGCAGCCUCACAAAUGAAUUUCACGGAGGAAACUGCGCCAAAGAAAGAGCCACAAAUCAAAUCAAAUCAACAAGGAGCAAUAUCCUCUGCCUUUAACCGUCGACUAGGGUGAAGAAUAACUGAGGAAAAGAAACAGAGACCUCAGGGAGAGUAACAACUGUGUAUCUCUCUCCCUGGAUGGACAGAGAAUGCUGCGAAUGGUUCUGCGAAUGUGGCGCAGCUGAGCUCGGCCGUGAAAUCCCGAUGAAACGUGGAGCGGCCUCACGGAGCCGAUUCUCCACACCCCGCGUCCUCAUAAUCACAAGCGACCCGCGCUGCUAAUGCGCAGCUCCAACUCAUCCCGCCGUCACUUCGAACCUCCCCGGUGGUGACAGGACAGGCUGUAGGCUGCAGGAUAUCCGGGAAAAGGAAAGACAGAAAUAUAAAAUAACAAAAUGCCAAAGGAAUACCUGGAUGAAUACCAACCACUGCUUAUUAAAGGAAGCAAAGAUAAAAAGCAACCAAAGCUUCCAAACAAAUCCCUGCUGCUGGCUGCUUGUGCUGCUUGCAUAGGAGGAACCUUUCAGUAUGGAUAUAAUAUAUCCAUCAUCAAUGCACCCACAGUGUAUGUGCAAAAUUUCAUCAACCAAACCUGGAGGGAGCGUUACCAAGACGACAUAUCACCCGAUGGUCUCACCCUGCUCUGGUCCGUCAUCGUGUCUAUAUUCACGUUAGGAGGAUUCCUAGGGGCAACAAUUGGUGGGACACUGUCUGUGAAGCUGGGGAGGAAAGGGACACUGUUGGUCAAUAACAUAUUUGCCUUAGCAGCUGCUCUGCUGAUGGGUCUGAGUUACCCCACAGGAUUAUUUGAAUUACUCAUAAUCGGACGUCUUCUCACUGGAAUAAAUGCGGGCAUUGGCAUUUGUGUUCAACCUCUAUAUUUGGGGGAAAUUGCUCCAACUGCAUUUCGUGGAACCAUGGGAAUGGGAACCUCCAUUUUCAUCACUGGUGGGAUCUUGACUGGACAAAUCAUUGGCCUCAAAGAGCUCCUGGGCAGAGAGGAGUACUGGCCCAUCCUACUCAGCACCACAUGUAUCCCAGCCAUCAUGCAGCUCCUGAUCCUGCCCUGGUUCCCAGAGAGCCCACGCUACUUGCUCAUCGACAAAGGAGACACAGAAGGGUGCAAAAAAGCCCUCAAGCAACUGCACGGGGGUGCGCGCUGUGAUGGCGAGCUGGAGGAUAUCGAGAAGGAGAAGAGUAAUUUAGCAGGUUUCCAGGCCAAGAAGCCCUGGGAGCUCUUUGCCGAUCGCAGCGUGCGCUGGCAGCUUCUCACCGUCAUGCUGCUCAAUGCUGUGCAACAGCUGAACGGCAUCAAUGCUAUUUACUUCUAUGCAGACUACGUGUUCAAACAAUCUGGUAUUCCCGCUGAUAAGAUACCAUAUGUGACCGUCGGUACGGGUGCCUGUGAAUGCAUCACUGCUUUAACUUGUGGUUUGCUCGUUGAAAGCCUGGGAAGGAAAUUGCUCAUUACAGGAGGAUACACACUGAUGAGUAUCUGCUGCAUUUUAUUCACACUGACGCUCACUUUUCAGAAUGCCAGCCCAAUCUUUCCGUACUUGAGCAUGGCGUGUGUUUUUGCUUUCAUCCUGAGUUUUGGCUUAGGACCAGGUGGCGUAACUAACAUCUUGACCACUGAACUAUUCACACAAACCUCGCGCCCCGCAGCGUACAUGAUCGCAGGGUCCGUGAACUGGCUCAGCUUCUUCUUCAUCGGCAUGGUCUUUCCUUUUAUCGUGAUCGGGCUGCAGCAGUACUGUUUCCUGGUGUUCUUGGUAGUCUGCACCUUGGUGGCAAUAUACAUUGUCCUGGUCGUCCCUGAAACCAAGAACAAAACCUUCCUUGAGAUCCAGAGGGAGUUCCAGUCCUCCAACCACAGAAAGGCCAGCAGAGCUGAUGGUGCUGGAACGACACUGUUAUCAACUUCUAUAUGAAACCUAACCCCUGACUCAGCGGUUGAACAAUCAAAGCUUUUUUUCCAAUAAAGAUCCACUUAAGAAAAA